GGAAGAAGAUUUUCCCCCCAUCUCUGCGGCUCGUAACGGUUUUGCUUGUGCUUGUGCUUGUGCUUGUGCUUGUGCUUUUGCUUUUGCUUGUGCUUUUGCGUUCACGAAACAAGGUCGACGACUCCUCGAACACAAGCGGCAACACCAACAAAGUGGAGACAAAAAAAACAUCUACAAUGACCAAUCAACGACAGAUUCUGAAGAUCGUCCUUUGCUCUUUGCUGGCAGCCAGCACGGUGGCGAUGAAAGACCCCGCCACCGGCAUUAGUUUCGACAGCGAGUCCAGAGCGCGUCCCAUCUUCGGUGUCGGAGCCAGAAAGAAGGGCCCCAUUAAGGUUUACUCCGUUGGAAUGUAUGGUUCGGAAGAUCUGAAAGAAGAGCUGUCCUCGAUUUCUAGAUCAGAAUCCAAGGGCAAAAAGGCCGUCGACGCCCUCAGGAAGGGAGCAUCGAACAGUUCGACCGCAUUUGUUUUAAAAAUGAAUUUCAAGGUUGGCUCGGAAAAAAUGGCCCAGGCCAUCGCCGAUAGUGUUAAACCGCGCCAUUCCUCGGACGAAGAAGUAGGGCAACUCAAGGACAUUAUCUUCGAGGGUGUACAAGGCAAGGGUGCCGCCGUGAAAGGGACCGUGAUCGAAUUCGACUGUUCCGAUACCGAUGGUGUAGAGGUAACGGUAGAUGGAAAGGGAUGCGGAAAAGUUUCUAGUCCCGGACUAGCCAAGGCCUUGUGUGAUGUUUACCUCGACGACAAGGCUGUCAGCCCUAAAUUGAAGGAAUCUAUUCUCGAGAACUGUUGCGCAGAAUAGGUAUGUUCGGUUGUUUUCGCCUGGUGUUCACUUCCAGAACUGUUUGAAAUUGCGGAACGAACGAAGGAUGGACAAUUACUUAUUAACAACUACGAGUACCCCAAGAACUUUUAAAGUGCACGAAACUCAAAGCUGCUGAGCGAUAAAUUAAGCGAUAAAUCAACAGAGAUUAUAUCA
This is a messenger RNA of Pseudo-nitzschia multistriata, 977 nucleotides long. Lineage: Eukaryota; Bacillariophyta; Bacillariophyceae; Bacillariales; Bacillariaceae. The record is from the annotation of a GenBank genome assembly.